This is a messenger RNA of Mytilus californianus (California mussel), 2692 nucleotides long. Its product is annotated as prominin-1-A-like. The transcript is spliced from 28 exons. The record is from RefSeq and is a predicted model, not a curated record. Lineage: Eukaryota; Metazoa; Mollusca; Bivalvia; Mytilida; Mytilidae. Bases 41 to 2602 code for a protein of 853 amino acids. Gene Ontology annotation, cellular component: membrane.
AAGAAAAUAUGAAUUGAAUGAUAGAAGGAUAUACGCAGUUAUGCGAGUUUUCAAUUUUGUAAUAGUUUUCUGUUGGAUUUGUACUAUCAGAACAGUUGGAUCUGGAACAAUAACGGAUACUUACGGAAAUGUAGCAUACGGUAACGGUACGGUAUCCUGGGCGGACCCACCGUCGGGGAUGUCGUACAAGACGGUAAAUGGUUAUGAUCCAGGAACACUGUCCAUGUUAUACGACGUUGUACGGGGAUUUGUGAACACUGUUCAGUCACAACCAUUUCCAUUCAAUAUAAUAAACGAUGUCCUAAAUGGAAAUUUUGAUAUAAGUACUCGCUAUAUGGAACUAAUAGACGUAGUUACGGGGUUUGCUGUAUGUUUCGUCAUUGGACUGUUGUUUGUCAUCUUUUUCCCAUUAUGUGGUUGCUGUUUCUGCUGCUGUCGAUGUUGUGGAAAUUGUGGAGGAGAUCUUAAAUACGAAGAAGACCCUAAUGAAGACUGUAAGAGAAUGGGGUUUGCACAAGCAUUGUUUAUAAUGUCACUUCUCUUGGCGACGUCAUCAGCUUGUGUGUACAUAACCAAUGACAACUUUACCGUAGCCAUUAAAUAUGCAGAUACCUCUAUUGCUGACAACUUAGACGACGUCAACACAUAUAUUAACAAUACUAUCAUGCAAUUCCAAUAUGUGGCAGUUGGCAUGUACAAUAUUGUAAGCGAUUCCAUAACAGCAGAUAUCAAUGGUAUUGGUAAAGUAAUGUCGGAUGCAGUUCAAGCAAAUUUAAACAUAACCCCAGUCAUAACGGCCGUGAUGGAUCUGGAUACAUCAUUACAAGCAAUAAAAACAGCGCUGGACCAAUCUGUUACCGACAUUACAGCUUUACAGUCAGCUGCCAAUACACUGUCGUCAGAUCUCAAUACUCUGUCAUCAGAUAUCGGUACUACAAAAUCUAGUUGUUCAUCAGACUGUACACCAACAACAGCUUGUGAUGGCUUUGAUGAAACAGCACUGGCAGUAUCAGCGGAUUUCAGUACCCUGCCAGAUUUAACCAGUGUACAAUCAUCAAUAGACGGCGUGGUCGCUCAAAACCUCACUGGAAUAGCUCAAUCCGCACAGUCGCAGUUGGACAACAUGGAAACAACUAUUGAUUCCUCUACUUCGUCAGCUAGAUCAUCAAUUCAAAGUUCACUGGAUAGUUUUAAAUCAACACUGAACACAAUGGUUGACGAUUUUGUGACUCAAGUUAAUGGUGCCAUAGAUACAUAUUCACUGAAAACGGAGAUUGGCAAAUUUUUCCAGUCCGCCAUAGAUUACGACGUUUACAGACAAUAUUUUGGUUAUGGGUUGAUGGGAUUAUUCUCUUUUAUACCGUUGUUAAUGAUUGGUGGAAUAAUGUGUGGUUGUUGUUGUGGGGACACUGAAGCCAAACCAUCAGAGAGGCCAUGUUGUUCAAGUUGUGGAGGAUGCCUUAUGAUGCUUGCUGUAGCCAUAAUGUUUCUGAUUGGUGCACUAUUGAUGCUGCUAACAACUGUAACCUUUAUGAUUGGUGGAAAUUUGGAAAAGAUCUGUCAAUCAUUUAUUGAUCUCACCGUAUUUAGUGAUUUCAUAGACCAAAAUGCCAUUCCAAGUUUCCAUCUUGGACAGAUGAUACUAGGUGACCCAAGUGUCAACAUCAGCGUAUACAGUCUGAUCUUAGGAUGUCGAAUGAACAAGGCACCAUUCACAAUUCUGAGCCUCGACCAAAUUAUUCCUAUAGACAAUUAUCUGAACUAUUCUACGUAUCUCACUAGCAUUGAUUCAGAAAUAAAUGGUAUCAGUAGCUCAGUGGACAUUAGCAGUUUUAAAGUGUUAACACCAUCUAUGGAGUCAAGUUUGAAUGACUUUUCAAACUCUGGCAUCGACGGAAUUGAUUUUGCUGCCAUCAAUACAUCACUUUCCCAGACUCUCGUUACGUUUGAUAUUAAUACCUUGAUAUCUUCCAUGACAUCAAUUAAAAACCAAUGCACAGGGACAAGUGAUUCUAGAUGGGCAACACACAUCAGUGAUGCUGAGACAAUAAGAGAUGUCACAAUUCCAGCUGUUACAACAGCCCAGAGUAACCUGCAAACAUCAAUUUCGUCUUUGGAGAGCGCAAUAAGUGGGAUAAUAGCCAAGAUCAACAAUACUAUUGACACAGCCAGAGCUGCAGAUAACGAAAUUCAAAACAAUAUGGCGAGCGUUAUACUUCAGGCUGCCAUAGAUUUUAAAAACCAGAUACUAGCAUACAUUGAUUCAUAUAUCUUGGAAGUAAGGAAUUUGAUUUAUAAUGAGCUAGCAGCUUGUCUUCCCAUUUGGAAUCUCUAUAACUCCUUUACUACAACAUUUUGCAGUUAUACGUUAGAUGCCUUGAAUACUUUUUGGUUUGCAAUUGGCUGGGGAUUAUUUUUCUUCACACCUGUUAUCAUUGUCGGAGUCAAAUUAUCAAAGUAUUACAGAAGGUUAAGUGAGGAUGAAGAUGACGAUGGUGACGAUGAUGAAGAUGAUGGUUUUAAUGGUUAUCAUAAUGGUUCUAGACAACCUCGAUUGCGUUCUCCACGUCGGUUCAAUAAAGUAUCCCCGCAGUACUACUGAUAGACCAAUUUGAAUGGUUGUUGACUAAUAAUUUUAACAUUUUCAUAUUGAUGGCAAUAUGUGUUAGCGACAAUAAAUUCCUUUUAUGUU